AUUGAAUACCCACAGUGCACGUGCUCCCACUCUUGUGUUCUCGUCAUCGACCUCACGGCAUGCCUAGCUUUUAUGAGUUCUAUCGAGAGUCAUCAAUAGGGACCGCCCUGACAGACUCCCUUGAUGAGCUUAUUACCAAUGGCAGUAUUUCGCCGCAGCUUGCCAUGAAAGUUCUGCUUCAGUUCGAUAAGUCGAUCGCAGAAAAUCUGGCUAAACAGGUAAAAUACAAAACUACAGUCAAGGGUCAUUUGAGAAAUUACAGACUAUGCGAAGACGUUUGGACCUUUGAUGUUCAUAAUGCAACUUUCAAGAUGGAUGGGAACGAAGUGGUCACCGCGCCUAAAGUCAGGAUCGUUUCGUGUAAGAACACCGAUAGUGCAGAGAUAAAGUAGUUCCCCACAACCCCAUACCUUAUGAGGCUACCCCUAUUAAUCACUGAAGAGAUUUUCUCUUGGGGAACGAAACAUCCGAGUUUCCCUUGUGUACUUAACGCGUUCUCCAGGCAAAUCUAUUCACGGAAUUCGUUUUCUGGGAAAAUUUGGGAUACGUCCUCUCUGAUGGACCCCUGCCUGGGGUUUCAGUCGUUUCACGUUGCAGGCCUCUCGUGAGAGUUACCUCGGAUCGUCU
Messenger RNA from Cantharellus anzutake, 627 nucleotides. Its product is annotated as transcription initiation factor IIA gamma subunit. The record is from RefSeq and is a predicted model, not a curated record. The transcript has 4 exons. Lineage: Eukaryota; Fungi; Basidiomycota; Agaricomycetes; Cantharellales; Hydnaceae. Gene Ontology annotation, cellular component: transcription factor TFIIA complex. Bases 60 to 392 code for a protein of 110 amino acids. Gene Ontology annotation, biological process: transcription initiation at RNA polymerase II promoter; RNA polymerase II preinitiation complex assembly. Gene Ontology annotation, molecular function: RNA polymerase II general transcription initiation factor activity; TBP-class protein binding.